AUGAGUUGCCCAUACAUGGGAAACGACUUGAAGACACUCGGCAACGACGCCUGGAGGAGAGGAGGCUGUGGGGGGCUGUGGGGUCUCAGACUGGGGAGUGGAGAAAGGAGGCUCAUAGCCAGGGCUGCCACUUCCACGGAGGCGUCCCCAGGUGGCGCUGAGCCGCCCCGAACCCGCCUCAGGUGCCGGGGGACCGUGAGGACAGGCUCCACCGAGGGGUUUCAGCUUCAAGGCAGGGCCAGUCCGGAGCAGGGAGGGAGGGAGGGAGAGAGGGAGCCGUGGGUGCCCCACCGGGGCGGGAUCCGGGAGCGCGGGAUCGUGGGCGCUGGCAGAGGGGCGGGGAGGGAUCCGGCGCGCAGGUGUUGGCCAGAAGGAUCCCAGCAGGAGGGAGGGAGCAAGCAAGGAAGGAGAGCCAGGGUGGGUCGGCUUCGCGCGUGGAUCCUGCUCGCGCUUCCUUUGGGCGUCGCCGUCCGGAGACCCCCUCCCUCGGUGGGGAGGGGAGGGGAGAGAGCCAGGCAGCGUCUGCGGGAGCGUGUCCGCCUCCUUGCGCUCCUUCCUUCCUUCCUUCCUUCCUCGCCCGCCUGCUCCUGCUCGUGCUCGUGCUCCUUCUCCGGCGGGCCUGGCGGGGCGAGGAUGUGGUGGUGGGACGCGCGGGUGGCGGCGCUCUUCCAGCGGCACCUGCAGCCCACGCUGACCUACUGGAGCGUCUUCUUCAGCUUCGGCCUCUGCCUCGCCUUCCUGGGCCCCACGCUGCUGGACCUGCGCUGCCAGACCCAGAGCUCCCUCUCCCAGAUCACCUGGGUCUUCUUCUCGCAGCAGUUCUGCCUCCUCCUCGGAAGCUGCCUGGGGGGCAUCUUCAAGCGGAAGUUGGCCCAUUCUCUGCUUGCCCUCUUUGCAUCAUCGCUUGCUAUCUCGGUGGUUUUUGCCAUCAUCCCCAUCUGCCACAAUGUGGUGGUCCUCGCAGUGGUCAUGGCUGUGGCGGGGCUGGCCAUGGGGUGCAUCGACACACUCUCCAAUAUGCAGCUGGUGAAGAUUUAUCAGAAGGAUUCGGCUGUCUUCCUGCAGGUCCUUCAUUUCUUUGUGGGUUUUGGUGCCCUGUUGAGCCCACUGAUAGCUGACCCGUUUUUGUCAGACACCAAUUGCAUCUUGACAAAUGGCACCGCCACUAGCAACAACAACCUCCCUCACAUCCGAAAGUCCCUGGUCCCCCAUCAUCCUGGGAACCUGUCCAGUUAUGACCUGCCUACCAAAGGACUGGUGGUGACGCGAGUAUCUUAUGCCUUCUGGAUUAUGGCUUUGAUCAAUCUGCCUGUCCCCAUUGCCGUGUUCCUGUUGCUCUACAAGGAAAGGCUGGUGCCGUGCUGUCACAAGAACAGUCCCCCGUUGCUGCCUGCAGAUGAACUGGCCCUGGAAACCCGGGCAGCAGACGGGGAUGAUUCUUCCACUUCCUCGCCAAAACUUCAAACAGAAUUAGGCCAUAAUGAUCUCUUUGGAUGCUGCCAGAGCAAGAACUUCAGAGGAGCUCCUUAUUCUUACUUUGCUGUUCAUGUGACUGGAGCCCUUCUUCUUUUCAUGACUGAUGGAAUCAUGGGGGAGUAUUCUGGUUUUGUGUACAGCUAUGCUGUGGAGGAACCCCUCUCCAUUGGGCACAAGAUGGCCGGCUAUUUGCCUAGUCUCUUUUGGGGUUUCAUCACUUUGGGCAGACUCAUCUCCAUCCCGGUCUCAUACAGGAUGAACCCUGCAACUAUGGUUUUCAUCAAUGUGGUUGGGGUGCUUAUAACAUUCUUCCUGCUACUGAUCUUUUCCUACAGUGUGGUCUUUUUGUUUGUGGGGACUGCCUCUCUUGGCCUGUUUCUUAGCAGUACUUUCCCCAGUGUGCUGGCUUACACUGAAGACAUCCUUCAGUACAAAGGCUGUGCCACUACUGUGUUGGUGACAGGAGCAGGAAUUGGAGAGAUGGUUUUGCAGUUACUGGUUGGGUCGAUCAUUCACGAUCAAGGCAGUUACAGUUUCCUGGUCUGUGGAACCAUAUUUGGAGCCUUGGCCUUUAUUUUCUACAUCUUCCUUCUAUUCUUCCACAGGAUGCACCCACAGCCCCAGUCAGAUAUAGAUCUGUCACCUGACAAGUCACCACCAAUAGCUGAACCUGGACUUUAUCAGAGCUAAAUGAAGCCAUGAGUUUGUAUUUGGAACAAGCACAAUGUCACUCUCCAAUUGAAAGAAUUGCUCUCACCGCCUGUUUUCAAACUACCUGAAUUUUCUACAAUCAAACUUGUUGGUUAUGACUUGUACCCAUCAACCAAUCAUCUGUUACCAGAGAAGGUUCACUGCAGCUGAAACUAAGAGAAAAACUGCAAAAUUCUAGAAGGGCUGAAAAUUUUGAUACAUGAAAGCAUAAACUCCUCUCGUGCAUUACUCUAUGUCCGUCCAGGAGUGCAGGUGGUGGGGAAAAUGUAUUGAUGUCAUUUUACAGGCCUCAAGUGGGAGGUCUCCUGGGUUUUUAUAUUCACUGUAAACAGGAGGCAGCUAUAGUUAGUGGACAUUGUUCCCUCAUUUGGAAAACUAUUUGCUACUGGGGAAUUUUUAAAAGCCCUCUAAUCCCAGGUCUUUGAUACAGAUUAAGAAAAAAAUGCAGUAAAUCGCCAAAUCAAAUUGUAAUAUUGAAAUCUUACUGUUCUCAGAUGGGAUUUUGCUGCGGCCACACAGUGGGAAGUAUAAUAGCUUGAGCUGUGUUGACAUUUCAGAAUUAGCACCUUAGAAUGAAUAAGAUCUGUGGGCUGCCCUAUUAGGCAGAACAGACUAACUCCUGAAGUAUAUGAAACCAAAUGUCAUGUCCUUUCCAUUUGUGCAAUAUAAUAGGUGCCUUCUAGGAGCAGCACUUUUGAGAGGUACUGAAUGUCCAGAUUAUUGUGGUCAUUUUUAUGACUGCUAUAAAUGAAGGUAUUAGGAUAGUCUUAAGAUAGAGCUUUAGCAGAAUUAAGUUGGUUUUGUUGCAAAUGCUGUCCCACAGAUAUACAUGUGUAUGUAUAUAAAGGAAUGUUUUAAUAUUGUUCUCGUCGCAUGAACUCGUGGAGUGACUUUUAAGAUGGGACCUAGCAACUUCACUCAAUCAGAGCUAUUUUUUUCCCAAGAGGCUUGUUGCACUACUAAUUUCAAAAUUGUACAUUUAUACUAAAUUUGUGUUGCCAUUUGGCUUUACAGAUUGCAAUGUUGCAUGGGUAUGCACCCCCAUUUUUGAUUUUCAUGUCAUCCAAGUAAUAUACACCUUCCUUGAUUACAAAGCUUGUGUUUUCUUGGGACCUUAAGUAACAUGGACACUGACUUUUUCUAAGGGACCGUUUGUGCCUACUGGUUGGUGGAGGUUUCAGAUUAAGAUACAGAACCAGGUGGACAUUAAUCAGAUCAGCAAAACAUGGUUUUAUGUGGUAAAACAACUUCAGUAAAGCAGAUGACUGGAGCUAUAGCUGUUAAGAAUGAUGAGGAAUAGGCAGAAGCCGUACUCUGUACUCCAAUGUCUACAAAGAGAAAAAAAGCAUCCUCUGGUUUGCAGCAAACCAUGUCUGCCAUUUUGUGUAAAUCAAUAAAAACAUAUUUCUCCAUAAA
Messenger RNA from Anolis carolinensis (green anole), 3603 nucleotides. RefSeq names its product major facilitator superfamily domain containing 4A (gene slc60a1). Gene Ontology annotation, biological process: transmembrane transport. The record is from RefSeq and is a predicted model, not a curated record. NCBI's taxonomy places the organism in Eukaryota, Metazoa, Chordata, Lepidosauria, Squamata, Anolidae. The transcript is spliced from 10 exons. Bases 1 to 2166 code for a protein of 721 amino acids.